AUGAUUCAAAAACUUGAAAAUACAUAUGAAUUGUAUUUUUCAAAAGUUGCAAUUGUUAAUGGUGUAUAUUUAAUUGUGGCUUCUUUAAAAGAUAGAAAACUACAGUGCAUUAUUGCAAUAGCAUCAACUACAACACAAGGUGAUGAAGUUGAAUGUAUAGUCAAGGAUCAUAAUAAUUUAUCAUUGAUUAAAUUUACAUGGCCUAAAAUCUUUUCUGAAUACUCUUCUUCAAAAGUGCGUAAUAAUAUAACUUCUUUUCAUGAUAUAAUGCAUGAAUCAGAUUGGCAGAUACAUGUAUUGGCCUUUUUACUUGGAGUUGCUAAAGCCAAUGCAUUUUUAUUAUUUAAAAAAUGGUGUGAAGGAGCAUAUGAUACUUCGCAUUUUAAUUUUAGAUGA
Messenger RNA from Cetraspora pellucida, 396 nucleotides. The record is from the annotation of a GenBank genome assembly. NCBI's taxonomy places the organism in Eukaryota, Fungi, Glomeromycota, Glomeromycetes, Diversisporales, Gigasporaceae.